AGUAGGAUCGAAUCAUCGAACACUAACCAAAUUCCAGGCAAGGGAAGCAAGCGAGAUUACCAGAGCCAAUCAAGGAUCAGGAGACAGAGAAACGUGCACACAAUUAAUAGCAAAUCUAUCCCCGGCCGACGUUGGUACAGUGAAAGGCAGCACAAGAAUGCAAGAUCAGACGACGAGCCCGCUGCCCUCCAGCAGCGAGCGCUCGUCGAGCUCAGCGCCCCAAACAGAGGCCAGAGAAGGGAUGGAGAGCGACGAGGAGAUGAGCAGGGUGCCGGAGUUCGGGCUGGAGCAGGCCGGCCCGUCGACGUCAGGCAGGGAGACCGCGGGGGGCGCCGCGGCCGCCGGCACGUCAUCGGACCGCGCCCAGUCGUCGGCGGCAACUCAGGCCGACAGCGCGCGCCGCCACGGCCGCAGCCCCGCCGACAAGGAGCACCGGCGCCUCAAAAGGUUACUGCGGAACCGGGUGUCGGCACAGCAGGCACGUGAGAGGAAGAAGGCGUAUCUGGGUGAGCUGGAGGUGAGGGUGAAGGAACUGGAGCAGAGGAACUCGGAGCUGGAGGAGAGGCUCUCCACGCUGCAGAACGAGAACCAAAUGCUUAGACAGGUACUGAAGAACACCACUGUAAACAAAAGAGGGCCAGGUGGUAGCAGUGCCGGCGGAGACUGACCUUCGGAAACUGCUACAUUUGGAAGAAAACACAGAAAUAACUGAAUUUGCUGCUCGCCUACUCUCAUGAUUAAUUAAGUUUGUUAUUAAGAUGAAGUUCUUAGAUCUAGACCGGGAAGGUGCUGCAUAUGCAUGUCUUCAAUCCGAUUUGGAACUUUUGUACUUGUACGAUGUGAAUUUCAGCUGAAACAUUUUAAUUGUUCGA
This is a messenger RNA of Phragmites australis (common reed), 872 nucleotides long. Its product is annotated as transcription factor HY5. Bases 158 to 667 code for a protein of 169 amino acids. The transcript is spliced from 4 exons. The record is from RefSeq and is a predicted model, not a curated record. Lineage: Eukaryota; Viridiplantae; Streptophyta; Magnoliopsida; Poales; Poaceae. Gene Ontology annotation, molecular function: DNA-binding transcription factor activity, RNA polymerase II-specific. Gene Ontology annotation, cellular component: nucleus. Gene Ontology annotation, biological process: response to far red light; positive regulation of transcription by RNA polymerase II; regulation of photomorphogenesis.